AUGUUGAUAAAACAUGAAACAGGAAAUGGAAGAGUUCUUGUGGUAGAUGGUGGAGGGAGCUUACGUUGUGCGAUACUUGGAGGAAACCCGGUAGUACAAGCUCAGAACAACGGAUGGGCAGGGAUCAUAGUCAACGGUUGCAUCAGAGACGUUGAUGAGAUCAAUGGCUGCGACAUUGGAGUGAGAGCUUUAGCUUCUCAUCCUAUAAAGGCUAGUAAGAAAGGGCUUGGUGAACAAAGAGUCCCUCUCCACAUUGCAGGCACUCGGAUUUGCGAUGGCGAGUGGCUUUAUGCAGAUACUGAUGGAAUCCUGGUUUCUCAGAUCGAAUUGUCGGUUUAG
Molecule: messenger RNA, 339 nt
Organism: Thlaspi arvense
Lineage: Eukaryota; Viridiplantae; Streptophyta; Magnoliopsida; Brassicales; Brassicaceae
Source: the annotation of a GenBank genome assembly